AUGGUUAAGCGCUGUAACUAUCCAUCUGCUGCUGUCGAGGAAAGGCUCGUGUGCGACCGGUUCGUCGUCGGCCUCCGCGACUCCCGUCUCUCGGACCAGCUGUGCCGGAACGCGAAGUUGACACUCCAGGACGCUUGGACACAAGCCCGUCAAUUCGAAGACGCCGACAGGGAAAAGGCGUUGCCCCAGAACCGCUCCGAGCACUCCCGCGAGCUCAACCUCGACGCCACAAAAGCUAACAAGUUCCUCUCUGGGCGUCGCUCCGGCGCUAAGCCUCGUUCGCCGCAGCCGCAAGCAGAGUGCUCACGCGAGCCGUCCACAUGCGAAUUCUGCGGCCGCGCGCCUCAUCGACGUUCAGACUGCCCGGCCCGACGCUCCGCCUGCAACUUCUGCAAAAAGAAAGGCCACUUUGCCGAAGUAUGCCGCUCGCGGAAGUUCAAACAGUACAAGCUCAGCUCCGUUCACCUGCACGCCGUCGCGACGCCCGGCGCGGCAAAGUUCGUCGACGUCACCGUUGACGACUACACAGCCCAGUUCAAGGUUGACUCCGGAGCCGAAGUAUCUUCCGUUCCCAGCGACUUUCCUACGUUGCCCGACAAACUCGACCAAGUCGACACUCUGCUCACUGGCCCGGGAGGACAGCCACUGCGCGUGCUGGGCUCGUAUGUGGCACGACUUCAGUGGCAAGGGAAAACAAGCUGUCAGCGCCUCUACGAGAUCCAGUCUCUCACUGUACCUCUUCUGGGACUGCCAGCGCUCCAAGCCCUCCAAGUAGUUCGAUUUCUUGAUCAAGACUUCAAAAGCGACGCUGCACGCCGAGCUCUUCAAUGGAUUGGGCACCCUCAAGGACGAAUACAACAUAUUCGGUUGAAACCUGAUGCCUUACCUUUCUCGCUAAGCGUACCUCGCAGGAUCCCCAUCCCGCUGCUCGAGAUCGUUCACCGCGAGCUGGACAAAUUGGAAAGCGCAGGCGUGAUCCGUAGGGUCAACAAGCCAACACCAUGGUGCUCGGGUCUCGUCGUCUUCCGGAAAGGCGAUGAUUCCUACCGGCUCUGCGUCGACUUGACUCAACUGAACAAGGUCGUCCUCCGGGAACGACACAUUCUACCAACUGUCGAGCAAGUUCUUGGCCUCCUCGGCGAUGCAACAGUUUUUUCGAAGCUGGACGCGACCGCCAGCUUCCACCAGGUGAAGCUCUCUAACGACUCCCAAGAGCUUACGGCAUUCAUCACCCCAUAUGGCCGAUACUGCUUCUGCCGGCUCCCCUUUGGCAUCACCUCCGCACCAGAGUACUUCCAAAAGCAGAUGGCAAGAAUCCUGGAGGGCCAAGGAGUCGCCAAUAUGAUAGAUGAUAUUUUGGUUUUUGGACGCGCCCGCCAGGAACAUGACGCCAGACUGAGCCAGGUGCUAUCUCGCCUUGCGAAAGCAGGUAUCACAUUGAACCAGGACAAGUGUCAUUUUGGGUUACCCGAGGUCUCCUCCCUCGGAGUCGUCGUCUCAGCACAUGGCAUCAGGCCAGAUCCGGGCAAGGUCGAAGCAGUCAAAGCCAUGGAAGCUCCAACGGACGUCGCCGACGUUAGAAGACUGCUCGGAAUGCACGAGCAAAAGGCAGCAUUCAAGAAAAUCAAGGAACUCUUGACGUCAGACAGGUGCAUGGCCAAGUACCACCUGUCGUACGCCACUACGGUGUCUGCAGAUGCAAGCUCAUUCGGACUCGGCGCAGUUUUGCUACAGACGCAACCCUCAGGAGAGCGCCGCCCAGUCGCGUUCGCUUCGAGGUCAAUGACUGAGACCGAGCAGCGUUACAGCCAGACUGAAAAAGAAGCAUUGGCAACGACGUGGGCUAUCCAAAGGUUCGACAAGUUCGUCCGUGGCAUCCCCUUCGACGUCGAGAGUGACCACCUGCCACUCGUUUCACUUCUGGGCAAGAUAGAACUGGACAUGUUGCCGCCUCGUAUUCAGAGACUACGGCUGAAGACCAUGCGAUACCAGUUCCCACAGGUAGUCGGCUGCACGUCGGAAGUCUUGCCACUCAGCCCUAAAGACGUGCGACAGGCACAAGAGUCCGAUGGCGAGUGCAAGGCCCUCGCCUCCUACUGCCAGCAUGGUUGGCCACAAAAGACCAAGAUACCACUGCACCUCUCAAAGUGCACCUCUGUGGCAGACGAGCUCUCUGUCUGCGACGGUGUUCUGCUGAAAGGCGCCCAGAUAGUCAUCCCAUCGUCCCUUCGGCCAGCGGUCUUGACGCUGUUGCACGAAGGUCAUAAGGGCAUCAACAGGACCAAAGCCCUAGCUCGGGAGUCAGUUUGGUGGCCUGGUAUCUCGGCAGACAUCGCCUCUCUCGUCGCCGACUCUGAACAGUGCGCUUCCACCCGCGUGAACAUUGCCGAGCCCCUCUCUACGGCCCUACCUGGACAUCCCUGGGAAUUCCUUGGAAUGGACUUGUUCAACCUCAACAGCCAGACGUUCAUCCUGGUGGUGGACUAUUCCUCAAGGCUUCCUGAGGUGGUGAGCCUGGGGAGCACGACAGCUCAGGCAGUCAUCGAUGCUCUCGAAUCCAUCUUUGCCCGCCAUGGAAUCCCGCAAGAAGUCAGGUCAAACAACGGCCCACCGUUCUCGUCGCAAGAGUUCGCUGCCUAUCGGGAUACUCCGGGAGUCGACGGCUUUAGUCCAGAACUCAGAACCAGAGUCCUUAAGCAAGACUCCCAGUUAUGUCCCAACUGGCCCCCAACGAAAGAAGUCGUCGCCAAGGAUGUUACUUACGAGCAGAAGCAGGCCGACAACUACAACAGGCAUCAUGGAGCUCGAGACUUACCGCCACUCCAAACAGGUCAGCGUGUCUGGGUGCGACCUGAUCAAGUGCAGGCUACGGUCCUCAGUCCGGGGCAAAGACCAAGAAGCUACGUGGUCGAAACGGAGCGAGGUGGCACCCUACAGCGCAACCGGCGUCACCUAGUGCCUUUUGGGCCUACUGCCUGCGGAGAGGAACCACCACCACUGCAGCAAGUUCGCUGUCAGGAACCUCAGCCUGCCAAUAUCGUGGAAUCAACGGUCCCCCUCGGACAGUCGGUGCAACAGUCCUCUGCAGUCAGGGACCGCAGCGACGGUGUGAUACGAACACGUUACGGCCGGCCUGUUGUUACGCCGCGCCGUUUGAACUUGUGA
This is a messenger RNA of Dermacentor andersoni, 3165 nucleotides long. The record is from RefSeq and is a predicted model, not a curated record. Lineage: Eukaryota; Metazoa; Arthropoda; Arachnida; Ixodida; Ixodidae.